GUAGAAAUUCAGAUUUGAACAAAUUAUAGGUGGGCCGUGCAUCUAUUAUUCUGUGGACUUCACAUGAGGAGCUAGGGUUUAAGGUAGAAAGAAGAAAACACUCCCAAUUAAUCACAGGUAAAUUCUUGGCGAUUUGCUGAAUAGGAAACCCUACAUUUCCAUAAUUUUUGUAGCUAAGGAUGCCAAAAAAGAGUAAUUCUAAGAAGCCGAAACCAGUGGAUGCAAGUCCUGUUGUAGAAAAGUCGAAACCAACUCCUUCUAAACCCACAAAAUCAGGCAAUGAAAUCGACGAGAUAUUUGCUGGAAAAAAGAGGAAGAAACCGGAACAACUAGAAAAUUCAAAAUCAAGCGGAGAUUCCAUUACAGAGCCAAAAAAGCUGAAGAAAACCAAAGAUAAAAGUAGCAGUAGAGUUCCCAACGUGUUAUCUGAGCCGCCACGUCGACAGAGGAAAAAGACGGCGGAUGGGUUAACUAUAUACACGGAAGAGGAGUUGGGUUUAGGGAAGUCCAAUGGUGGAGGACUUGGUGAUCUGAUGAAGACGGUUCAUCGUCUCAGGAAGGUGGAAGUUUGUUGGAGUUUGGAAUCACCGAUCUGGCCAACUUUUCCAGCACCAUGUUACAAAAGAUGAACCCUCUUCAAGCAUUUUUUUUAAUGCAGCAUUCUAGGAAUAAGGUCCUUGAUCAGAAGAAAGAAAGGGUCCUAUCAUGAUGCGCAGAAAAGACUUGAAAGGAGAAAAACUUAAUGGGCUGGGAGCAAAACUAGCAAGUUGAAGGCUUGAGAGUGGCGCAGGCAGAACAAUCUGGGGAGGUGGACAGAACGACACGUAAUAGUAUCAUGGAGGGAAAGCUGGAAUUUUUGUCAGAAUCACCAGUGACAGUGAGGUGAGAGACGAGGGACUGUGCAGCUGGAAAGAGGAGAGAAAAUAAAUAUAUUAUAUAACACUAUGAGCAUCACAACUUGUUUUUUUUGUCCAUUUGGUAAAGUAGAUGCUUUCUUCUUUAUAUAGCUGGAAAACUCGUCUAACCGGUUUACUUAGCUUUUGUUUUACCACCUAACUCAUCCUCCAAGGCUCCAAGCCUAGAAGAGAGAAGUGAGCUCAACUAUGCAGAAAACCUUGCUAGACUUCCAAGUCUCCUGUAAAUUCUAUAAACUUAAAAGUGUCUCAUGAAACAGCACCUCAGUCUUGGAUUAACUCAGCUGCUGUUUCGCCCAAACUUAGCUUCUCUCGAUAAUUGUAGAAUGAAUAGCUU
Molecule: messenger RNA, 1251 nt
Organism: Nicotiana attenuata
Lineage: Eukaryota; Viridiplantae; Streptophyta; Magnoliopsida; Solanales; Solanaceae
Product: craniofacial development protein 2-like
Exons: 2
Coding region: 180-629 (149 amino acids)
Source: RefSeq, a predicted model, not a curated record